This is a messenger RNA of Trametes versicolor FP-101664 SS1, 1698 nucleotides long. RefSeq lists its product as uncharacterized. NCBI's taxonomy places the organism in Eukaryota, Fungi, Basidiomycota, Agaricomycetes, Polyporales, Polyporaceae. The transcript has 10 exons. The coding region runs from base 1 to 1698 and encodes 565 amino acids. The record is from RefSeq and is a predicted model, not a curated record.
AUGACGGGGACUCCGAGUCGAGGCACAGUAGCAAACGUGAUCCGCAUAAUCUCCCAUCUUGGGGGCCCAGAAUGCUCAGAAGAGGAAUUAAGAUGGGCUACAGAUAUCUCGUCUGGCAAAAAGCUCCUGGAGUGGCUAGCAAGCCAAGGCUCCGCGGCCACAGAAUUGGGCUACGCGGGGCCCCAGCAGCUGGACAGUGUUCCAAAUCCACAGGAUAUGCUCGACCAGACUGUAAUGAGCACGAUGGCGCUGUACAAAGAAGAGUCGAACGUGCUGGAACGAGCGGUGAUCAGAAGCGGCGGUGGAGCUGAGGAAGCUGGUUCUUCGCGAUCAUGCUACCCACCUGCAUCAUACGCACUACCAUCUACCUUGAGGAUGCGUGCUGAAGCACUCGAAAGUGAAGCAGAGACACUCGAAUCACGAGCUACGCGCUUGAAGCGUCGCUCACAGCUGGCAAAAUUAGCCACGAAGGACGUUAGACGAACCGCGAGCGCAGUGCAGAAGCAGAUCGAGAGCGUGGACCAGACAAUUCAGCGACAAGAAGAGACGCUCACGGACCUAUCUGUAGAGACUGACGGCACCAUUGCGAAAUGCACGCAACAGGCUCUCGCACUUCUGCACACUUCUGAACAACAAGACGAUGUGCUCGCCAUACUUAAGUCAGAAAUCGCCUCCCUCGAUCGCGCGCGAAACGCUAUCGCAGGUGCGGUCGGGCAUCUCUACCGGACCCUCGACGAUGGCUACACUUCAUUGCCUUCCGCGGCCGAGUUGGCGGAUGAUGCGGCCGUCUUACAAGCGCGAUAUACCGCCACAUCAAAGAAUGGCUCCCCGAAGCACUCUAAUUUGGUUGACGCUGCGUACUUUGAGGAGCUGGAGAAGCUAGCCAGUCAACUCAAAGCGUCACCCCCGGGCCGUCUUGCGCAGAUGCAGUUGCUACAUUCGCCCUCCACGGCGCAGAAACCACAGAUUGAGCGGCUGUCUCUGUCAUUCCCUGAUGUCAAAGCGGAAUUAGAGCGGGCCGGGUGUAUGGACCGAUUUCUCCUGCUCCAGGCGCAAGAGAGAUCUCUCGACGAUGCGACUCGAGAAAUGCAGGAAAGCCUGCUCCCUCGGCUUCAGCGGACACAUGACGUUCUCAAUGCGCGUAGCGCCUAUGCCGUGGAGACAGAAGCUGUCGUCAGCGCUCUUAUCGAAGAGCUAGAAGACGUCAACGACACGGUCGAAAGCACGAAGCAGCAGCCAAGCGCUGUCGGAGGCCGUGAAGACGAACGAUCAGAAGACAUUCUUGAGGCCGCUGUCACAGACUUGUUGAAGGCACUUCUGCGUGCUGACCCGGCAGGGCGUCCAAACGUCUUGCUCAAUAGGUCUGACGUCGAAGCAGAGUUAGCGGCGCUCACUGAAAGGUCUGCCGCAUCGCAUCUGGCGGAGGGCAAGUGGACAUCCGAUGCGAAGAGUCGGUUGGCGGAUUUGUACACUAGUCGUACAACGCUCCUCUCCACAGCGUACGCAAAUGCCCCCAUGAACACAUCACCGCCAUUCUCCGCUCUAUCCGGCGAAACCGCCGCUAAGGAAGAUACGCGUAGCAAGGCGCAAGGACUCACAGAAGCGGCUGCAAGGCUACAGAAGGAAUCUGAACUAAGUUCCAAGGACAAGCAAAAGCUCGCUGCAUUCAUCAAGAAGUGGACUUCCGAGUCGAAGUGA